Ceratina calcarata is the source of this 1063-nucleotide messenger RNA. It is a transcript of the gene Tspo, whose product is annotated as Translocator protein. The record is from RefSeq and is a predicted model, not a curated record. The coding region runs from base 370 to 882 and encodes 170 amino acids. NCBI's taxonomy places the organism in Eukaryota, Metazoa, Arthropoda, Insecta, Hymenoptera, Apidae. Gene Ontology annotation, cellular component: mitochondrial outer membrane. The transcript has 3 exons.
CAUUUAUUAGUAUUAUCAUAUGCUAUCUCUAUAAAUAUGAUCGUGGUGCAUUUCUUAUUCACGUAACAAUAUCGCCUACAAUCAUAAUUUUUAUAAAAUUGUUUUGUUGCGUAAGACACUAAUGACGACACAUUAUGUGUUGUCACGUCAUUUACAAUUUGCAAUCGUAAUCGUAUAAAUAUGAAACAAGUAAAAAUGUAUAAAUGUAUUGGUGCACCACUCUUUCGUCCGGCGAAAUAGUUACACUACUGGAAACUGGAAAGAAGGUCAGUCGUAAUUCUAAUAUGUACCGUCGAUUGUGUCUAAGUACUCGUCGCUAAGGAAAUUUCGAACUUUUAACUCUAUUACUUUCUCCUGACAAGCAAGAAAAUGCCCGUAAAAGUAUCUUUGCCGCUUGUCAUCGGCAUAAUUCAUCCGAAUAUCGGUGGAUGGGCCAGCAGUUAUUUGACAAGGAAAAAUCUCAAACCGUGGUUCGAGUCUUUAAAAAGACCAGCUUGGGCACCACCAAACUGGGCGUUCGCUCCAGUAUGGACAACUCUUUAUUGCACAAUGGGAUAUUCUUCAUACUUAGUGUGGAGAGACGGAGGUGGUUUCCGGGAGGCGGCGGUACCGUUGGCCAUUUAUGGGACUAAUUUAAUCCUAAAUUGGUCUUGGCCGCCGUUGUUCUUUGGAUUACACAAAAUAAAAUUGGCGUUGUAUGAAAUAGUUGUAUUGUGGGGAAGCACUGCAGUGUUGGGUGUGGCAUUCUACAAUGUGAAUCCGCUCGCCGGUUACUUAAUCGUACCGUACUUAGCGUGGACUACUCUCGCUACUGCAUUGAAUUACACGAUAUACAGGGAUAACAGAGAAAGUAUCGAAGCUGCGGACGAAAAGAAGGAAUAAUGUACACAUUCAAUGAUACCUCUAGAAGAUCAGCUAGUGCAAGAACGAUGCUUCACUUAAUUUUUUUUACAGUUACUGUAUCACCGUUAUUUAAUAAGAAACGUGCCUUGCAUUGAACGCACAAUGCUAUUAGUAUACACAUGUUUAUUGUUUGAUAUGAAAUAAAGGUUAGUCAAUCAAC